Messenger RNA from Zygosaccharomyces rouxii, 678 nucleotides. RefSeq names its product homeobox domain-containing protein. The record is from RefSeq and is a predicted model, not a curated record. The transcript has a single exon. Gene Ontology annotation, biological process: regulation of DNA-templated transcription. The coding region runs from base 1 to 678 and encodes 225 amino acids. NCBI's taxonomy places the organism in Eukaryota, Fungi, Ascomycota, Saccharomycetes, Saccharomycetales, Saccharomycetaceae. Gene Ontology annotation, molecular function: DNA binding.
AUGAAUAAGAUCCCAAUUGAACGAUUACUAAAUCCAGUACAUCAAGAAUUUCCUCAUGAAAAACUCAAGAACAUCAACAAUAAACUUCUAGCUUUAUGUUCCAAACUACCUUCAGAAAAUGAACAGUUUGAAAAAGACAAAGCAGAGCUAGAGAAGAUACUUCCAUCUCUAAACAUUCUCAUAAGAGAAUGUGGUUCUUCGAAGGAAGAUCAGAAGAUGGUUCAUAGAAUACAUCAGUUAUCCUCCGUCUUUUCCUUGCUAUUAAAUGAAGUAUCUGAAUUAAAAUCUAAAAGGAGCCAAUUUCUUCGUUCCAAACCAAAGUAUCAUCUUCCUUAUGCAGCUGCACUUGGUAAUACAGGUAAAGAGGGUAUGGUUUUCAACAUUGUUACACAAGAUACGUUAAAUUCUGCUAGAAGGUCAAAUAAGACUUAUAGAGGACAUCGACUUCCUAAACAUAUAACACGUUUACUGGAGUCCUGGUUCAAUAGAAACAUCGAGCAUCCUUACCUGCAAACUAGUUCCAUGAAGGAACUCAUGGUUGAGACUAAAUUAUCAGGACCUCAAAUUAAAAACUGGGUGUCUAAUAGAAGAAGAAAAGAGAAAUCACUUACGAUUUCUUUUGAAGUAUCGGAGUUAGUGAAGGAAAGUAAACAGGGUACUGAAGAAUUGAACGAGUAA